CGGCUGUCAAGAUUCCGGGAAUUGUUUACCUUCCCGCAGGAUCGGAGCCGGAACCGGUUCGGGAUGGAAUCGAAGGACGAGGAUUACUGGAACGAUUCAACCAACAAGUCCUUUAACUUCGACGAGGACGAUGUGGCCGUGCUUGAGGUACCGUCCGGAAAUGGUAGCAGCAACAACAAACGGAGUCUUUUCGGCGAGGACACACCGUCGGAGGUGGCUUAUGGAAAUGCACAGACCGAGCUACCGCUGCACAUGGUGAUCUCGGAUGAGAAUCUCGAGUUAAUUCUGCAGGAACAGUCGCGAAACGAAAUGACCAUACCCAAAGGUAUUACGCUCGAGGAGGAAGUGAAGCUGUUGCGGAAAAAGAUUCAAGAAUUCCGGUACGCACCAUCAACGGUAUCGGUUCUGCGGAAACUAAUCCUCGGGCAACCUUGCUCGCUGGAAAUGUUCCGCUCCAUGUCAGAAAAGGAGCAACUCCUCGAUCAGGCGAUCGCCUCGGGUAGCGGAAACGCGAUCUUGAAAGUGCUACUCUUUCUCGAUCGAACGCUGAAGAAGAAACUUUUCUACAGCCUACUACAGAUGCGUCCGGAAGCUGUGCAUCAUUAUGUGAACUAUCUAGCGCUUCGCCUGAAAGUAACCGAGUGCACCGAUCUACUGGUAUUCCUUGGAAGACAUCAUGAAGCCAGCCUGCUACAAUUUUCCAUAUUCGUCUGCAGUACAUCCAAUGUAGAGUUUAAGCGCCAACGACUGAAGAAGAUUUACGGCGAUUACUUCUCACAACCGGGAUCGAACUCAUUCUAUGCCCAACUAGUAGCCAACUACAUUAAUCUUCUUGAAUAUCAAUCAAGCGAACUGCACGCUACUGGUGGGAGUAAAGCGGCGGUGGAAAUUCAAGACAAAUCGGUUCUGGAAACCCUCCACUACGUUUGUGGAAAGUACAAGUGGGGUGACACCUCACUGCAAACGAAUGACAAUCCUUUUAAGCUGGCCGAAAAUCAUCAAAUAUCGCAGGCACAAUUCGAAUGGAUCGCUCUCAACGAAAGAGCGAAACAGCAGGCUUGGUUGGAUUUUGAUCAUAUUUUCGAGAAAAAGGCUUGGCUGAAUCUCAAGCAAAAAUCGUUCAAAUUGAACAUUCCAAUCGAUCGUACGAUCUUACGCCUGCACGCGCUGCACGCACCAGAACCCGUGAUCAACACAUUCCUGGCUAAGGUCGAGGAUCCACAGCGAAGGUUGGCUUUGGCUCGGAGAGUGAACUCAAAGCAUGGCACCAUCGAUGCCAUGGUUCUACUGAAAGAUCGUGCCGAGCUGGAAGUUUAUCGAAGCACUCUGGAAAGCGGCACCGAGGAACGGUUGUACGCGGAGAAUGCUCUGAAAUCUCUGAACAACACCUGGAAAAGUGAUGCAAUGAAACUCAUAAAAUAAACGAUGCUCUGAAAUCAA
Anopheles aquasalis is the source of this 1440-nucleotide messenger RNA. RefSeq names its product Vacuolar protein sorting 16B (gene Vps16B). The record is from RefSeq and is a predicted model, not a curated record. NCBI's taxonomy places the organism in Eukaryota, Metazoa, Arthropoda, Insecta, Diptera, Culicidae. Gene Ontology annotation, cellular component: cytoplasm. Gene Ontology annotation, biological process: intracellular protein transport; vacuolar transport.